Molecule: messenger RNA, 2280 nt
Organism: [Torrubiella] hemipterigena
Lineage: Eukaryota; Fungi; Ascomycota; Sordariomycetes; Hypocreales; Clavicipitaceae
Source: the annotation of a GenBank genome assembly
AUGUCCCAACACUCGCUGGCGAGUAUAGGCAUUGCUCGAGAUUCGUCUGCUACUCCUUCCAAUGCCAGCCAAACCCCCCAAACCGGCCGUCCUCCUAUGUGGACAAAUUCGUCUCAGCGACAAAUGACUGGCUUGUAUCUUUACACAACAUUGCCACUGAAUAAGAUUAUUGAAUUGAUUAACCGUUCGGCGACUUCCGCAUCCCCUGGACAUGAUUCGGCUAACAAGAAAUUAAAUCAUUUGUUGGAUAAAGAACCAAGAUGGCUGCACCCGCGCUCAGUUUACGAUAUGGGCCAACGGUUGCAUCAACUAUCGCAGUCGUCGACAAUGUCAACCCCGGACUCCACAACGCCAACAGUGCACGCCUAUUCGGCUUCGGACCCGGGCCCUGGUGGCAUACGAGUUGAAGUAAAACAAGAAUUGGAUUCUAAUGACAUGUUACCCUUUCCAGAAGAUCCACUCGGGACAUUUACGCCUAUUGGCAAGCUCGAGUCUGGUAGUGCAGGCUUCCAAAUGUGGACAAAUCCAGACAGCAAGGCUGCCGUUUACAUUGAGGAAGCCAUGAGUCACCCGGACGUUGGUAGCGACACCAGAGAUUUGAUGCCAUUUUUGAGAGCUUCAACAGUUACUUCUGUAUCUACUGAUGGAAGCAACGGCUCUGUACACAAAAUUUUGAAAGGAUACACGCAACCCUACGUCAAAGCAGUCAAACGCCUGAUGAGGAAGCUAGCUGCAUACCGUCGCAGCGCACGACUGACACCUCACCCAGAUGGACCAGUGAAUAUUUUGCGAUCUCUAGGAGAUGAAGGCGCUGCUCCUGAAAUCACGACUUUCCCCUUUCCACUGUCGGGUGACCUUUUGAGUCUGGACCUACAACAGCCCAAUCGGUGCCGUGACCAUCCCACGGAGCAUGCACAACGCCGGUGCAUGUGUGCGCCAACUAGAGAAAUAUGGACUUCACCCUUUGCUUCAUCUCUAGGACUGUCCCCUCAUGCAGAGCAACUUCUAUCUGGGGAUUGGGAUGCCGAACAUCUCCUCUUACACGACGACUUCAACAACACGGCACUUCACUUUGUUGCUGCUCGAGGUAGCGUGGAACAAUUGGCCAGCAUAAUUCAUUCACCACAUUCACACAGUAUAUUGAAUGAAGUGAAUAGCUCCGGGCAAACAUUCCUUCAUCUGGUACAGCGCUCGGUGACCCGACGGGUCGACCAGUUCACAGAACUGGUUAAACACCUGAGCUCCAUCGGUUUUGAUAUCGAGGCCUGCGACUAUUACGGUCGCAAUAUCUUUCACAUACUGCAGCGAGAUGGUGCUACUGCAUCAAUUUUACAGAAACUCGUGGAUGCUUGCGGCUCAAGUCUACCAAGCAACCGUGAUGCAUUUGGCCAUGUGCCCUUGAUCGCACUGGCGCAAAGGCCACGGCCGCUCCUGAAGAGCAUAUUGCCUUACUGGAGUGCAGAGAACCCAGAGUACUGGAACUCCCAGUACCCCGAGAAUCAGAUGCGAGAGAAUUUCCCUAAUAGAUCACCAAGCGACCUCCUAGAGUCAUCUUCGUCAACAGCGCAGCAGACACCAACCAGCAACCCACAGGCCGCUCAACGAACAAAUCCCGAUAUAGAGAAGGCAAAGGGACUGCUUAACACCGUUAAUUGGGCUAUGCAUUACCCAGCCGUUGAAGAUGAGAAAGGCCGAAAUGCUCUACACUGUCUGGCGCUUGCCAAUCUUAGCCUUUGGCAGCCACCAGAGGCUGAUGCCCCAGAUGUAAGACCUAGCCGGAAACGAAAGCUAUCUGAUAUCGUGAGCGACUCUUCAAGUGAAAGGAUGGAAAUCAGACACUCCCUCGUUUCUAAGCUUCUUUCAUAUGGUGUUAACGCCAAUCAUUAUGACAAUGACGGCAAUACACCUCUCAUCACCUUUGCGGCUGCUUUACCUGAAGACGGCGACUACAAGAUCGGACCAGCAAUCAUUGAGACACUGCUGAGGGGUGGUGCUAAUAUCCACAGCCGUAAUCGCAGAGGAGAAACAGCUCUACAUGUAGCUGCUCGUUGUGGGAGGAAGCUCGCUGUCAGAACCCUAGUUUUGAAUGGGGCUAAUGUGCAUGCUCGGGACUCGGCUGGCCGGAGCAUUCUGGAAGUGAUUGAUGCAAAGAUAGAUCUUGUUCAACGAGAUGAGAAUGCUUCCUAUGCUCGACUAGAGGCUUGCAGAGCUUGGCUCAGUGGCGCAAACGGUGGUGCGAUUCAGAAUCCAACAGUUCUUGACGAGUGGAGGAAACGCUGA